AUGUACACGUCGGGCGUGGAUGGCAUGCGCCAGGAAUUCAGGGUCUCAUCCAACACCGUGGUUCUUCUUGGUCUGACAACCAACCUCUUCGGCCUCGCGUUGGGGUCAGUGAUACUUUCUUCAUUGUCGGAAAUUUACGGCCGCCGGCCGGUCUAUCUCAUCUCUGUCUUUUUAUUUGGUUUUCUGGUCUUACCUGUGGCACUGGCACAAAACAUUGAAGCCAUUCUCGUCAGUAGACUCUUCGGGGGCUUUUUUGGCGGGUCGAUGAUUGCCAGCGCACCGGGUAGUGUCACCGAUGUGACGGGUGAUCAAUAUCGCGCUCUGGCCUUGAGCUGUUGGAGUCUGGGAACUAUGAACGGACCUGUUCUCGGGCCUAUCAUUGGCGGCUUUGUCUACCAGUAUCUGGGCUGGCGCUGGAUCAAUUGGGUUGUUUUGAUCUGCACCGGCGUCUCAUUUCUGUUGAUGGUGCUGGUCCAAGAAACCUAUGCACCAGCUCUUCUUCGACGUAAAACAAAAAUCAAGCAGACCCAGACUGGUGACAGGCGAUGGUGGUGCCGCUUCGACCAUGAUGAGACGGGACUUCGGAUAUUAAAAACCAACUUGACUCGACCUGUCCGCAUGAUAGUCUCUGAGCCCAUUUGUGUGUUCUGGAACUUAUAUGUCGGAGUCGUCUACGCAGUGCUCUUUCUAUGCUUUGUGGCCUACCCCAUCGUUUUCCAAGAGCAACGUGGCUGGUCCCCAGGACUUGCAGGGCUUAGCUAUUGUGGUAUAGGAACUGGAACCGCCAUUGCCGUCGCUCUGGAGCCAAUGAUUCGAGGUAUCAUUGCCAUUCACCCUUGCGAUCCGGCCACCGGCCGACCACCCCCAGAGGCUGCCGUGUUCGCCGUAUGUAUAGGCAGUGUGCUUAUCCCAAUUGGUGAAUUCUGGUUUGCAUGGACUGCUCAGCCAUCAGUACACUGGAUCUCUCCCAUUCUUGCGGGUCUGCCCUUCGGGCUGGGAAACGGGUUGGUUUUCAUCUACGCGACCAACUACAUGGCCGGGAGCUAUACAGUGUAUGCCGCGUCAGCUCUAGCUGGCAAUUCCAUUGUGCGCUACGGUCUCGCCGGGGUCCUUCCUCUUGCCGGGUCCAGAAUGUACCACAAGCUAGGGGCGAACUGGGUAGGGACGUUGUUGGCGCUUAUGGAAGUGAUUCUCAUUCCGAUCCCCUUCAUCUUCUAUAAAUACGGACACAAAAUCCGGCUGCAAAGCCCCAUGAUCAGAAAAGGGGCCGAAAUCUGA
This is a messenger RNA of Penicillium alfredii, 1278 nucleotides long. Its product is annotated as MFS transporter. Gene Ontology annotation, molecular function: transmembrane transporter activity. Gene Ontology annotation, biological process: transmembrane transport. Lineage: Eukaryota; Fungi; Ascomycota; Eurotiomycetes; Eurotiales; Aspergillaceae. The coding region runs from base 1 to 1278 and encodes 425 amino acids. The record is from RefSeq and is a predicted model, not a curated record. The transcript has 3 exons.